GGUUUCCCUUGCCCCGCGUUGGUAAAAAGGGGCGCGCACGUGUGCACGGGAGAAGCUCCAUGUGCCGCAUCCCGUCUGGCGCCCCUUUGGACCGAGAGGACAUAGCGGGGAUGCUGCCGAUCUCCCCGGGAGCAUGUCUGCGCCUCCAGCCAGCCCAAGGAAGGCGACGCUCUUCCGCCAGGAAGCACCAGGAGGCCUCACCUACCGCAUCCCGGCCCUGCUCUACCUGCCCCCCGAGUCCACCUUCCUGGCCUUUGCAGAGAAGCGGUCCUCCUUCAGGGAUGAACACGCCGAGUCCUUGGUGAUGAGACGCGGACUGCGAGACGGCCUGUCUGUCCAGUGGGGCCCCCAGGAGGCUCUGGAGACAGCCGUGCUGCCCGGGCACCGCACCAUGAACCCGUGCCCGCUGUACGACCGGAAGAGCGGCAAGGUUUUCCUCUUCUUCAUCUGCGUGCACACCUCCAUCUCGGAGUGGCACCAGAUCCGCACCGGGAGGAACGCCGCCCGGCUGUGCUACGUCGCCAGCCCGGAUGGCGGCCGCACCUGGAGCCCCGCCACGGACCUGACCGAGCAGGUGAUCGGGGGCGACCUGAAGAACUGGGCCACCUUCGCGGUGGGGCCGGGCCACGGGGUGCAGCUCCGCUCCGGGCGCCUGGUGGUGCCGGCCUACGCCUACUACAUCCAUGAGCCUUCGCCUGCUCCGGCAGCCGUCUCCGGGACGCAUCCUCAUUGCUUCGUUUUGUACAGUGAUGAUGGGGGCUGGUCCUGGUCCCGGAGCCAGCUGCUCAUGGGCUCCCAGACGACCGAGUGCCAGGUGGCCGAGGUGACCCACCCGGACAGCCGCCGGGCCCUGUAUGUCAACGCCCGCAACCAGAGCCAGGACCGGUGCCGGGUCGAGGCCGUCAGCUCGGACGAGGGCUCCUUCUUCGAGGGGCCCCUCGUUUGCCAGCAGUUGUGUGAGCCACCCCACGGGUGCCAGGGCAGCGUGGUGAGCUUCACCCCCCAGCCAGGUCUGGGCCAGAAGGACGAGGCAGCCAGGUCGGCUCACCCGUCGUUGGCCUCCCACAAGAGCGGCUCGUCCUGGCUCAUGUUCUCCCAUCCCACGCACUGUCACAAGCGGCUGGACCUGGGCAUCUACCUGAACCCCUCCCCGCUGGAGGAGGGCGGCUGGAAGGCCCCCUGGGUGCUGCACAGCGGGCCCAGCGGCUACUCGGACCUGGCCGUGUGUGAGGGCGGGGAGUCCCUGGCCUUCGGGUGCCUGUUUGAGUGUGGGGUGACCUCCCCCUAUGAAGAGAUCGCCUUUCGGCUCUUCACCGACGGCGAACUCCUGGAGAACGUGAUGGAGGCCUGCGCUUGCCCGGCUUCUCCCUCACAGGCGUAGCUGCCCAAACUCUGCUCAAGAAUGUUUAG
Varanus komodoensis (Komodo dragon) is the source of this 1410-nucleotide messenger RNA. Its product is annotated as sialidase-3-like. Gene Ontology annotation, cellular component: lysosome; membrane; cytoplasm. The transcript is spliced from 3 exons. Lineage: Eukaryota; Metazoa; Chordata; Lepidosauria; Squamata; Varanidae. Gene Ontology annotation, molecular function: exo-alpha-sialidase activity. The record is from RefSeq and is a predicted model, not a curated record. Bases 134 to 1381 code for a protein of 415 amino acids. Gene Ontology annotation, biological process: ganglioside catabolic process; oligosaccharide catabolic process.